This is a messenger RNA of Pochonia chlamydosporia 170, 1320 nucleotides long. RefSeq lists its product as hypothetical. The record is from RefSeq and is a predicted model, not a curated record. NCBI's taxonomy places the organism in Eukaryota, Fungi, Ascomycota, Sordariomycetes, Hypocreales, Clavicipitaceae. The transcript has a single exon. The coding region runs from base 1 to 1320 and encodes 439 amino acids.
AUGCGUGGUCAAUUUCUAUUACUCAUUUCCUUCUUAUUGACACCAUGGUUUACGUAUGACCCAAUCGACUAUUACCAGCGCCCAGUUAUGGAAUUCUGUCCCGAGCGUGCCGCACAGCUACACAACCAGUUACUACAGAAAGCUAUUAGCCAUGACGCCUCCAUCGCGACAGAGAGAACCCUACUUGAUCGUUUUCUUCAGGUCGCAGACGUAGACAGCGAAUUCCAGCAACACCCACUGGGCCAGUUUCUCUCCCUUCUAGACUCAACACCUCAAAGCGGAAGCAGGCUUCCCGGAUUAUUCACCCCAAGACUAUAUCAACCAGACCCAUCAUACUUCUGGGACGACACAUAUGAGCUCCAUCCCAACCAUGUACUACUCUAUGGCCAGAACAAUGCCGAUUGCCCAAUGGAUGGCGGAAUUUACCUUAACCUAUACACAGCGCGGGUCAUCUGGCGCAUGUCGCCUAAUGAUUUCCCUGAAAUAGAAGAGUCACUCCAUGUCCCGCUUGAAGUCUUUCAUAAGAUGCUGCUGCGGAACUGGGAAAGCGGCAAAUACUAUUAUGACAACGAGGAAAAGGAAAUAUCCGUACGCUGGUGGCAAGUUGAGGAUCUAGAAGAAGCCUUAUCUUCCUGGGACAAGCUGUUAUCCGCUAUUGAGCGCCGUCUACCGCAGACUACUAAGAAGCGACCGGAAAGAAUGCCCCCUUUAGACUCCGAGUUGUUGAAGAGAUUUAAACUUGGAAAAUUUGCGAGAGAGUGGCUAUCAUUAGCGACAAGACCUGGUUUCCGGUAUAUCGCGCCAGGCUUAACUACCUUUUCACCAGAGUCAUUCACGGAAAUUUAUGGAGCUGAAUCAGCAAGCUCAUAUUGGCAGAAUGUGAAACUACUUUCUGAAGAGUUCACUUCUAGUCUACUAUUUCCUGCGGACAUUAUAAUUCCCACGAACAUUUCCACCACUAGCACCGACCGUGACAUUACCUCGUUCGACAAGGACUGGGGCUUUGGGAAAUUUACCGUUGCUCGCAGAGCUGGUAUCUAUACUGACCCUCUAAACUGCGACCACGCAGAUACGGUACGUCUCAUGCAUCCAUCGGGACUAGUCAACCUUGUAGAGUUGACGACAAACUGUCCUUGGGAUUGGGGUCGUCUUCCGCGCCUGGCAGAGGUCCUCGAAAAAUGGACGAGUCUGAUUGAAACGGGCGCUUGGGAGAUUGAUGGGAACGGAGUUAAAACUGGCAUUGAGUGGUUUAGAACUCAUACUUUGGAGUCGAAGCUAGACUGGCAGGACAUUAUAGAGGAGGAAAUUGCAAAACUUUAA